This is a messenger RNA of Phoenix dactylifera (date palm), 6113 nucleotides long. Its product is annotated as putative methyltransferase PMT9. The record is from RefSeq and is a predicted model, not a curated record. Gene Ontology annotation, molecular function: methyltransferase activity. Gene Ontology annotation, cellular component: trans-Golgi network; cytoplasm; endosome. Lineage: Eukaryota; Viridiplantae; Streptophyta; Magnoliopsida; Arecales; Arecaceae.
UCCCGUUCCGAAUAAGAGCCGGGGCACUGGGAGAAUGGGAGGGAUGGGGCCAACUGCACCUAACCCCAUUCUUUCCUCCCUCUAGAUCGUAGUUGCACGAAUCACGGAGCGGAUGAAGAUCCGAGUGCCGAAGCUAGUGGUCUUUACCCGAACCCAUCUCACGAGUCACGACGGCCCAUUGAUUCCCUUUCCCCUGUCCCUCUCUCUAUUGCUUUCCGCGUUUCCAUCAAAUCUCACUCCCCUUCUUCUUCUUCUUUUGUCAUUCCCCAACUCGAACCCUCUGGUAUCGGCUGGAUCCAAGAGGCUGACCCACACGCACACUGAGAGGAGGGGAUGAAGCCUCCGCAGCAGCAGAGGGGCAACGUCGAGGGCGUUCUCCUGAGUCGGAAGCUCUUCUCCUCUCUCCUUAUCGCUCUCAUCGUCUCCCUCGGCGUCGUCUGCCUCUACUAUGGCACCUCCUUCGCCCCCGGCCUUCGCCGCCGCGGCCACCACCCAGCCGACGGCUCCGACCCUGUCUUCCGGGGCUUCAUCGCCGCCGCCUCUGACGAGGACGAUGACCCUCCGUCGUUCUCCGGAGAUGCCGCCGACCUCGUCGUCAAGUCCUUUCCCGUCUGCGACAUGAGAUUCUCUGAGCUGAUACCUUGCCUGGAUCGGAAUCUCAUCUACCAGCUCAAACUGAAGCUCAAUUUGAGUCUGAUGGAGCACUACGAGCGCCACUGCCCUCCCCCGUCUCGCCGCUACAACUGCCUUAUCCCUCCUCCCAUUGGCUACAAGACUGCGAUAGGAUGGCCAGCCAGCCGGGAUGAGGUGUGGAAGGUGAACGUGCCCCACACUCACCUUGCUGGCGAGAAGUCUGAUCAGAGGUGGAUGGUGGUCAAUGGCGACAAGAUCAACUUCCCUGGUGGCGGGACACACUUCCACUUCGGGGCUGGCAGGUACAUCGCCCACAUUGCACAGAUGCUCAAGUUCCCAAAUGAUAACCUCAGCGAUGGAGGGAACAUUCGGACUGCCCUCGAUGUUGGUUGUGGGGUUGCAAGCUUCGGCGCGUACCUUCUUUCUCAUAACAUCAUUGCAAUGUCUCUUGCACCCAACGACGUCCACGAGAACCAGAUUCAGUUUGCACUUGAGAGGGGGAUACCUUCGAUGCUCGGUGUGCUGGGCACCAAACGGCUGCCAUACCCGAGUCGCUCAUUUGAACUAGCACACUGCUCUAGGUGCAGGAUCGAUUGGCUUCAGAGAGAUGGGAUCCUGUUGCUGGAACUGGAUAGGGUGUUGAGGCCUGGGGGUUACUUUGUGUACUCUUCGCCGGAGGCUUAUGCUACAGAUGAGAAGAAUAGAAGGAUAUGGAGAGCAAUGAGUGAUCUCGUUCAGAGGAUGUGCUGGAGGAUAGCUUCGAAGAAAAAUCAGACUGUGAUAUGGGCCAAGCCUUUGACUAAUGGGUGCUACUCAAGGAGAGAUCCUGGGACCAUACCUCCUUUGUGUAGCUCUGACAACGACCCUGAUGCAGCUUGGCAUGUGCCCAUGAAGCCAUGCAUCACGCCAUACUCUAAGAAAGAGGUGAAUAGAGCAAAAGGCAGUGAGCUGGUUCCAUGGCCACAGAGGCUUACAACACCGCCACCUCGGUUGGAGGAACUUGGUAUCAGUUCUGAGAAUUUUAUUGAAGACAAUGAAAUAUGGCAUUGGAGAGUAAUGCAGUAUUGGAAGCAGAUGAACUCUCAGAUAGCAAAGGAUUCUUUUAGAAAUGUAAUGGAUAUGAGGGCAAACCUUGGUGGAUUUGCAGCAUCCCUUGCAAAUAAAGAUGUGUGGGUCAUGAACGUUGUUCCUGUCAAUGAAUCUAGCAAACUGAAAGUCAUCUAUGAUCGAGGUUUACUUGGGACUCUUCAUGACUGGUGUGAGUCCUUUUCUACAUACCCACGUACCUAUGAUCUUCUUCAUGCCUGGCUUCUGUUCUCUGAGAUAGAGAAACAAGGUUGUAAUUUGGAGGAUCUUCUCAUUGAGAUGGACCGGAUGCUGCGUCCUUCUGGCUUCAUCAUUAUCAGAGACAAAGUUCCUGUAAUAAAUUAUGUUCGGAUGUUCUUGACAUCAUUGAAAUGGGAUCUCUGGUCGUCGGAGGUGGAACCAAAAGUUGAUGCUCUGUCUUCAGGUGAAGAAAGGGUUCUGAUUGUGAGGAAGAAGUUGUGGAAGGAGGGUGAUUAAAUAUUGUAGUGUCUAAGACAUAGUCAACAUGUUGCUUUCCUUCUUUUUUUUUUUUCCCUUGUUCAUGUUCAGGGACUGGGUGGGAGGCCAAGUUACGCGAAGCGCUUUCUUAUAUAUCUUACGGCCUUAAGGUUUUCCAGAGACUGAGUGGCUGCCUAAGUUUGAAAAGGGCCUUGCUUCCCUAUAUAUCUUACAGCCUUAAGGUUUUGUAACCGUUGCUGCAUUGCUCAAGUGUAUAAUAUUACUUUGCAGUGCUUGUCAACUUCUCAUAAUUAUCUGUAGUGUAGUAAUAUAAUGAAUGUAACAAAAAGUGUAACCAAAACUCAAUUCCUUAUCUUCCAUUGGUGAUAUUGUAGCAGUUGAAAGUUUAUGUACUAUUUAUCAUUCAACAAAAUAGACAUGUCUGUUUUCUGUUAUGAAAGUCGUAUAUCGCGGCAAGAUAAUCAUGUUUGAGUUUUACACUUCAAAUACUGCUUAUUCUUGUUGUUUUUUCUUUGUUGUUCUUUUAGUAAAAGAUUUGUGUUCAAACUUCAAACAAAUGCAUCGAAAGUUAUUUGUUCCUGUAUUGUAUUUGCAUCAGCUUUGCAGUAGGAAAUUCUUUUAGAGUUUUUUAUGCCAUCUGUUACGAGGAUUGGGUGAGUUCCUGUGUCAGACUAUGGGCUAUGGCACACUAUUCUGAUGAAAGGAAAUGCAAAGACGGAGCCCACAGCUGCAUGUUCCAACGUAAGGACGGGGUGGUGCACUUGCUUCUGCUUCUAUGCGUGAGCCUUUCUCUUGAUUCACUAUUGCAAGCUUCUCCUGGUCAUACUAGAGAAGAUGAAGGUCUGGGUUCAUUGGCAAGUAGGAAAUUACGAGUGAAUUGAUUCACAAGAAUUGGGAGCGAUGGGACGAGCAAUUGAUUCACAAAUGUAUUCUCUUCUUGAUGCUGAAUUUAUUACAAAAUUCUUUGUAGCACUCAUCUUCUUCAAGAUCAUAUUAUACGGCAUUCCGUCUCUUGUAGGCAAAUUUUCGGUUCAAAGUGUUUAUCAUGUAUCAUGAAAUUCAGAGAGUUCGGCUAACAAUUCAUCAAAUAAACUUUUUAUUUUUAGAAAAAAAAAUUCAUCAACCAUAUUAUUCUAAGCACGGCUGGCAGCUCAGGAAGGAAAACCUUUCGCGGGAUGCGUCUUCGUGGAAGGGUGCAGAUUUUUGUGAAGACGCUCAUGGGCAAGACAAAUACGCCCACGAGAUGGAGAGUUUCGAUACUAUAGACGAUGGGAAGGCAAAGAUACAGGACAAGAAGGACAUCCCACCAAAUCAGAAGCAUUCAUUAAUGCCGGAAAGCAACUUGAGGAUAGUUUCGCUGGCCCUUCACUCUGUCCUCCAUCUUUGUGGUGGUAGUGCAAACUAGAGCUUUAUGCUUCCUAUCAAGUACAGUAUGUUUUGUCUGGCUGCUUUUGUGUUGUACUCUGUUAUGGUCCAAUCCUAUGACCUUUUUAUGCUAGAUAAAUAUAGCCUUUAUGUCUAUCUAUACUCUGAGAUGUUGUCAUUGAGUUUAUUUUGUUAUCCAGGCCAUGCAUUCUUAACAGGGAAACAUUUUGAUAGAAUAAACUAGUUUGUAGUUUUACUUUUGCUAAUGAACUAGCUUGAUGCUAUUGCUGUGGUGUCAGUGGCUGUGAGAUUCCAAACGUGAAUUUGUUAUUUAAGAUGUUAUUUUUAUAACUGCAACAUGGAGUGCUUCUGUUUAGCUAUUCCUUUUUACUAGGCUGCCUCUUUUCCGAAAAGCUGCAUCUUUUGGGUCAAUAAUCAAUUUUUUUUAAUCGUAUUAUAGUUUUUUUUUUCCCCAUGUUUCCCCGAGGUGUUGGAAAUUUCAUUCUUGUUGCAAACUAUUGCUUCUUAUUUUUGCCAAAGAAGACUUUCCGGUCUUCUGAUUUCAUACUUUUUCUGCAAGAAUUUUCUUUAGGACUUAAAAAAGAUAGCUUGCCUUGCGGUUCCAAUAUUUGUUCUGUCCAUCUACUUGCCCUGGAUGCUUUUGGACAUUCUCAGGAUUCAUGCCUCUCUAAUUUGAUCGACUUGACAUUACCAAACCAUCCUGAGGUGUAAUUGCUCCAAACUGAAGCAUUUGGUUGCCCGAACAUGUCCGUUCGUCUCUCUCUGUUUGCUGUUAUGAAACUUGUUUCCUGGUAAUCGCCAUGGCAGACUUCACUGUGAAUUGUUAGGGCCAGUCUAUUUUAUUUACUAUCUUCAACUUGCCAUCCGUAUCUCCAUGAAAGCCAUCAUAUUAACAUGUGCCCUUCCUUUGGGUGCCCACUUACCGAGUUGGCAAUGUACAGUGCCUUCACUUUCUUCGAUUGGCUUUGAGUCGGGUUUUGGGCGUGGUCGUGGCUCAUGUUCAAGUUUGGUUUUUGGCUUAAAUGAGUUAAAUCUCUCUCUCUAUUGAUGUUUCUCCUUCUCUUGCUCUCACUCAAUUUAUUUAUUUAUUUAUGGGUUACAAGUGCUUUAUCUCUUUAGCGAAUCACAAUCAUCAUGCAUGCUGAGGAGAUUGAUAGUUUUUUUUUUUUUUUUUGCUAAAGCAGGAGAUUGAUAGUUUCGCCCAACAAAAUGGCCACCUAAUCAUGACUCUAUGAUUUUUCGAUCUUGCGAUCCACGUUAGGUUAAAACUUUGAUUAAUACUUAUUUACUCGGUCCAAUUAAAAAAUCUUCGACCCAAACCCAAAUUCAAAUCAGAUUGGGUUAGAUCUUCAGAUCGGAUCAAUUAUUACCGCCUCUAAUCUCGAUAGAAAACAGUUUUUGACGAUGCAGCUGCGAUGAAUUUCAACUAUAAAUCCUUCAAAACAACAAUAUCAACUACAAGAGACCUCUUCGAUCGCUUCGUCUUCAUAUUCUAAAUUCAUUUUCCGGUCUUGAGAUUGUUGUAUUUUGACAAGAAUAAUCUCAGACAUCCUUGCAACAGCACAGGAUAAUAUGAAGUUUUAUAUUAAUUUUGCUUAAUUGUAGAAUUCCCUUUGUGCGAUAAUAUAAUAAAACAUAAAAUAAAAUCAAUAAAAGAUACAGAAAUAAUAAAUCUUUCGUCCGGUGUCGUCGGACCGCUGCGCCCCUCCGUGGUCCGCAAUCGAACGUCCUUCGGCUAGAUCGCACCCUCGUCGCGUCGAGGUUGCGGCAUCAGCGGGGCAGCUCUCCGACGUUCUCCUCCACCACGUCCGGUUGCCGGCUCCUCCUCGCGCCUUCCUCUCCCCCUCCCCUUUCCCUCUUCACCAUCCCCAUCCCGUUUUGGCGGCGAGAAAGGCGGAGGCUGAGGAUGCCCUUUCAUGGUGGCAUCUUUAGGUAUGGGUGGUAUCGGACGUCGACGGCGCUGAAGGCCUCGGUCGGACCCUCUCCGGUCGGCUCCGGACGUGCCGGUGCCCGGACGAGAACGGCAUCGGGGUUGCUCUAGGGCUCGAAUCGAGGCUUUCGGUUCUUGCGAUCAGCUUCCGAGCCCUGGCCUGCUUUUUAUAGGCAAUUUCUUGAAUGAUGCAUUCAAUGGUGGAUGGUUCGAGACACUCGCACGCAUUCAACACCAAGGUUUCAGGCAGCCACGACUCACGCGGCCGUGCAUGCAUUCCCCUGGAUACGCCCCAUGCUGCAGCCGCCAAAAGUGAGUCAUUCUCGAACAUUCCGGUGGUGGUGAUAAUGAUGCGCAGCUAAAUUGGAUAGAUAUGAAUUGGAUACAGUAGAAUCUCCUGGAUGCUGAUUUCAUAUGCUUGUUAAAUUGUACAUACGCUGCUUUUAUGUGGAAAGGAGCUGGCGAUGGUUUAGCAAAUCUUUUUUGAGAUUUUUAACCGGGCAUUUGCUGCUAAGAGUUGACCAAAUUGUUUGUGCUUCAUAGAGUUUAUGGAAAUGAUGCCCGUAGAAAUUGUUUGUGGUCCUCUCAUAUAUUGCUAUUUAUAAAUUAGUAAACAAGA